Messenger RNA from Cornus florida, 1402 nucleotides. Its product is annotated as probable aldo-keto reductase 3. Gene Ontology annotation, cellular component: cytoplasm. Bases 114 to 1013 code for a protein of 299 amino acids. NCBI's taxonomy places the organism in Eukaryota, Viridiplantae, Streptophyta, Magnoliopsida, Cornales, Cornaceae. The transcript has 4 exons. The record is from RefSeq and is a predicted model, not a curated record.
GCCACUAUAUAUAUCUCUCUCUAAAUACAGUACUCAACAGCAACAUUUGCUAUUGUGCCACUAUAUAUCUCUCUCUAGAGAGAGUGACAGAGAAACAGAGAGAGAGCUUAGAAAUGGCACUACUGAGGAGGAUGAAAUUGGGUUCGCAAGGUCUGGAAGUAUCGGCACAGGGUCUGGGCUGCAUGGGCAUGUCCGACAACUACGGAACACCCAAACCCGAACCCGACAUGAUUGCCCUAAUUCACUACGCCAUCAACAAUGGCGUCACCUUCCUCGACACCUCAGAUGCCUAUGAUGACAACGAACUCCUUAUCGGCAAGGCUCUGAAGGGAGGGAUGAGAGAGAAAGUAGAAUUGGUUUCAAAAUUUGGGAUUCUCCAUGCGGAUGGAAAGAGGGAAAUAUGCGGCGAUCCCGCAUAUGUCCGUGCCUCCUGUGAGUCCAGCUUGAAGCGGCUCCAGACGGAUUAUAUAGAUCUCUACUACAUGCAUCACAUCGAUACUCGGGUGCCAAUCGAAGUCACGAUGGGAGAACUCAAGAAACUGGUUGAGGAGGGAAAGAUAAAAUACAUAGGACUAUCUGAGGCAUCUGCUUCAACAAUUAGAAGGGCACAUGCUGUUCAUCCAAUAACAGCUGUACAGAAUGAGUGGUCUUUGUGGGCAAGAGACUUGGAAACAGAAAUUGUUCCUACUUGCAGAGAACUUGGCAUUGGGAUUGUUCCAUAUAGUCCUUUAGGACGUGGAUUCUUUGCAUCUGGUGCCAAGUUGGUUGAGAACUUGUCAGAAAAUGACUUCCGAAAGGUUUGCGCAUAUAAAAGUGGUAGUUCUGUUUUCGAGAAUAAAUUACAUAGAACUGGAGUAAUAGAUUCUUUUAACAUUGUUGUUUCUUUAUAUGUAGUCCACCUACUUUUGUAUCUUUGUACGUGUGGAAUUUUAAGUAAUCAACCUUAUGAAGAAGCCUGUCAAGCUUUGCUCUCCCCACUUUAUGACCUUCGUAUGGUUGUCAAUAUUCCUUAAAUGAUUAACUAGAUCAUUCAAUAAUAGUUGAAUCAUAUUACUACGUAACACCUUUCAAGGUGAAAUUGGUUUUUGUCUAUAGAUUUCUGAAGUCAGCCACAUAUAACUACGUAACACCUGAGCUUCUCUGUGAAACUUCCAAUUCAAGAUUAUAAGAAAUCCUUUUCAUCCAAUCUUAUUUAUGACAAGCACCCUUUUUUUAUGGUUGAAAUUCAAUGUUAUGUCCAACAUAAGGCCAAGAAUCAUUAUAGAGAGAAUACAUUUAUCUUCCAUUUCUUCUCUGCAUUUGAUGGCAAACGUCCAAAGUCUUUUAUGUUAGAACUUAGUGACACAUGGUAAACGUCUUUAGAUGUAUAUUUAAAUUGCUGCUGAAAAGCACCAUUUUCCAU